AUGGCUCCACGAGUGAAGUCCUUGGCUGAUGAUCAUCUGAAGAGCAAGAAGUCUGUUUUCAAACAGAGAUUCCCCGGUUUCAAGAAGAAAGCGACAGAGCUCUCUGUUCUCUGCGGAAACUCCGUGCGAUUCAUCUGCUACGGUCCCGACGAAAAGGAUCUCCAUGUCUGGCCUGAGAACCCAAAAGCUAUGCAACAGAUCGUGGCCAGAUUCAAUGCGCAGAGCCAUCUAAAGAGGAAGAAGAACGGCUGCGAUCUCAAGCCCAAGAUUGGUGAGAGUCGAAAUUAG
Molecule: messenger RNA, 288 nt
Organism: Microthlaspi erraticum
Lineage: Eukaryota; Viridiplantae; Streptophyta; Magnoliopsida; Brassicales; Brassicaceae
Source: the annotation of a GenBank genome assembly